UUUCCUUUUUUGUUCACACAAACAAUUCCAAUGAUAACUUUUAUAUGUACACCACAAUUUGCAGAAACACCACAGCAACCCAUAAUAUUUCAACCCUUGAUUUACCUGCUGAUCUCAAUAACUGUUUUUUAUGCAUUGGAAAACAAAUUGGCUCUCAGGUUUGGGUCUAAUGUGAUCAUCCUGGAGACACAAACUGUCCCGACUCCCGACCAGAACGAACAACUUUACCCUAAAUCCCUAAGCCCCUUUGCGGCAGCUCGCUGGCUCACCCACAAUCGCCGCUCCCCGGCCAGCCGCCCAUCCUUCAUUUUCUUCAUCCGACAGCCACGAGUUGAGGUAGUUUGGUAAACUAGGUGAGAAUUGGAAGGAACUGUGCUACAUGUAUAAUAAGGAUGGGCUAAUUCACAACCAUAAGCCGGGGUUUUUUCUGCCUGGACAUGUAAUCAUCGUCAAGAUAUCAAAAGUUCAUAUACAUUAAAGUUUGCGUACGGGCAUUGGCUGAAAGGCAGUUUUAUACUGCUUUAAAGUAUCUGUUUUAGGAGGAGGAAUCAAAGCUAAAGCUAGUGUUUGGAUCUUCUCAUUUAUCGAACACAAUUCAAUCGCAACCAUCAAAACACAAUGCUGUUUGCGGCCAUAACAGGUUCUCCUCUUCCAUUCUCUUCUACAAAUUUCUCCUUUUCAAAGUAUUAACAAGAAAAAGAAAAGGAAAAAAAGAAGCAACUACUGGUAUUGAUUAGUAACAAAGGAAAGAGUGAUGCUAGGAGUAAACCCUUAUGUCCCUUCACUGUCAAUGUUCAAGAAAAUCCCAUUUUCUUUUCUCUACUGGAAUUGUUUCCCUCGCAGUUUGCGUCCCUUUGGUACUUGCCAUUAUCAUUUAUUUCUCAAACCUGUUAGUAUUUUGAAUUUUCAUGUAAAUUACUUUGCUGUGGAUAAAACAAGAAAUUUAUCCACGGUUGCUACUGCUGCUAAAUCAACCGUUAAUACAUCUAAUAGUACCAAUGCAAUGUCCAAUAAAGCAAGGAAGAAAGCACAUAGAGAGUCACCUGAAAGUGUGCUUAAAUAUAAGCUUGAUAUGUGCUCUAAGCAUGGUAACCUUGUGGAAGCGCUUCGUUUGUAUGAGGAAGGCAGGAGUAACGGAGUUACUCUAAAGCAGCACCAUUACAAUGUGCUGCUUUACUUGUGUGCUCGUGAAGCGAGUGGAGAUGGGGUUGAGUUGAAGGAGUUAGGGCUGAAGAGGGGUUUUGAGAUUUUCCAGAAAAUGGUUGGAGAUAAAGUUUCUCCUAAUGAGGCUACUUUUACAAGCAUGGCGAGGUUGGCAGUAGCAAGGGAAGACCCAGAUUUGGCUUUUGAAUUGGUGAAGCAGAUGAAGAGUCUAGGAAUUCCACCGAAACUCAGGUCAUAUGGGCCGGCUUUGUUUGGAUUCUGUGAGAAGGGGAAUGCAGAGAAAGGAUAUGAACUAGAUGCUCACAUGGCUGAAUCUGGGGUGGUGCCUGAAGAGCCUGAGCUUUCUGCUCUUUUGAAAGUUAGUGCUGAUACAAAGAACGCAGACAAAGUGUAUGACAUGUUGCAAAGGUUGCGAGCCACAGUGAGGCAGGUCUCAGAAUCGACGUUUCAAAUUAUUGAGGAUUGGUUUAAAUCGGAGGAUGCUGCAAAAGUAGGUGUUGAGAGUUGGGAUGUGAAUAAAAUAAAGAAAGGAGUUGUAGAUGGAGGCGGAGGGUGGCAUGGGCAAGGGUGGUUGGGAAGUGGGAGAUGGAGGGUAAUGAGGACUAAGAUGACCAAGAAUGGUGUGUGUUGUUGUUGUGGGGAGAAGCUUGUUAGUAUUGAUAUUGAUCCAAAAGAGACAGAAAAUUUUGCUACAAAAUUAACUGAAUUGGCAUGCAAUAGAGAGGUUAAAGCUCAUUUCAUUCAGUUCCAGGAGUGGUUGCAGCAGCAUGGACCAUUUGAUGCAGUUGUAGAUGGUGCAAAUGUGGGUCUCAUCAAUGCAGAUAGUUUCAAUUUUAACCAGCUUAAUAAUGUUGUAAAUCAAUUACGGCGAAUGAGUCCAUCAAAAAGGUCCCCACUAGUUAUUUUGCAUCAAGGUCGGGUAACUAAUGGUCCUGCUAGGAAUCCCAAUAACAGGAAUUGGUUAGACAGUUGGAAAAGGGCUGGGGCACUUUAUGCUACACCUGCUGGUUCAAAUGAUGACUGGUAUUGGUUAUAUGCUGCUGUUAGUUGCAAGUGUUUGCUGGUCACAAAUGAUGAAAUGAGGGACCACUUGUUCCAGUUAUUAGGGACAUCCUUUUUUCCAAGAUGGAAGGAAAAGCAUCAGGUUCGGUUAUCUACGACGAGGCUUGGUCUUUUGCUUCACAUGCCACCUCCAUAUUCUAUUGUUAUUCAGGAGUCAGAAAGUGGUAGUUGGCAUGUUCCUAGUGUUGCAGGUGAUGAUCUUUUGAAUCCAAGACAGUGGCUGUGUGUUGAUAGAACCAGGAAUAAGUCGUAGCAGCAUUACUAAUGGACCCAGAUUGAAUUAUGGUAAAAAAAAAGCCUAAGGAUAGGAGUAAUUUACCCAAAAGAAUGUGCUGCUGUGUUAUGUCUGAUAUUGUUUUCAUUUUGUAUCUUUUUUAAUGUUUUUGUUUUCAUUUAAAAAAAAAACUAAUAAAACAAGAAACAGUUUUCUAAA
This is a messenger RNA of Theobroma umbraticum, 2659 nucleotides long. RefSeq names its product proteinaceous RNase P 1 (gene PRORP1). Lineage: Eukaryota; Viridiplantae; Streptophyta; Magnoliopsida; Malvales; Malvaceae. Gene Ontology annotation, molecular function: ribonuclease P activity; protein binding. Gene Ontology annotation, biological process: tRNA 5'-leader removal. The record is from RefSeq and is a predicted model, not a curated record.